UACCAGGAAGCAGAAGACGCGAUGGAAAAGCCUAGCAUAUCCAUAGAACUGAUUACUCUUUGAUUACUCACGGUUGUGAGCUGCAUAUAAAACUGCGUACCGAACACUUGAAUAUUUUUUUCUCUAAACAUGCAACUAUCGGUACCAGAAUAGCAGCGUUAGCAAGAACAGCGAACUUACUCACGCAGCGGAGGAAUAGUUACCGCUAGCUAGUGUAGCUACAGCUUUGCUUAAUAAUGGCACGAGCAUCGUUUGUAUUGUGAAGUUUUACCCCCUUCGUUGGUUAUCUGCUGUGUCUGUCGAGUAAACUAUACUGAAACCUAACUCGCGUAACAAAAUGGCAAGUACCGUGUUGGAAGUCGGUACGGGCGUAUUUGUCGUUGCGAUCGUUUGGAUUGCGGCACUUGUGUUCGGGAUGAUGUUGCUGAGAGCAUCUGGAUCAGCAAAGUUAGGAGUUAUCCCUGUUUUUCUCCUUGCUCUCACCAUCACUCUGGCAUUGGUGUUUUUCCCUCGCAGCCCAGAGACAACUCCCCCUUUCAAAGAGAUAGAGAUAGUGGACACUUUGUUCAUAGGUCGUUAUGUGCUCCUGGCAGUGGUGAGCACAGUCUUUCUGGUGGCAUUCUUCAUGCUGCUCCCCUUUCAUUUCCUGGAGCCUGUCUAUGCCAAGGCCUUAAGAACACACUAGAGCUGCCAGGGUCAGAGUUGGCACCGGGAUCACAUCACUGAUGUACACAACUUAAGACAAACAGGGCCUGGCAAGAGGCCCCGCUUCAUGUGGAAACAGACUACAGAAUGCAUCCCAAACAGAAACAGCAGGAGAGCCAGUGUUUUCUACAUGACCAACUGUUUGCUGGUUGUUUACUGUUUAUGCAGAACGAACACAAAUGAGAUAUCCAACAGACAUAGUGUUUAUUUAUAUUUUGUAUGAUUUAAUACAUGAGAUGAAUAAAUUGGUUUUUAAAACUGA
Molecule: messenger RNA, 967 nt
Organism: Lates calcarifer (barramundi perch)
Lineage: Eukaryota; Metazoa; Chordata; Actinopteri; Centropomidae
Gene: tmem218
Product: transmembrane protein 218
Exons: 3
Coding region: 338-685 (115 amino acids)
Source: RefSeq, a predicted model, not a curated record